Molecule: messenger RNA, 297 nt
Organism: Phytophthora megakarya
Lineage: Eukaryota; Oomycota; Peronosporomycetes; Peronosporales; Peronosporaceae
Source: the annotation of a GenBank genome assembly
AUGUCUCGACUGCAGCUAGCAAAGAGCUUGCCGCAGCUCAAAGGCUACUCACCUGGCAAUGUGCUCGCAGAGCGACCAUUCCAGGUGGUACGAUUUGGUGCCCUGUCUCUUAUUCGUCACGACCGAGACCAAUGCUUCAUGAGUGAGGUCUUCCAGGCUUUUGCUGAGUUAAUACAAGCAAGGUCAAGGUCGACGCUGAACUAUCGCCCACAAGCGAAUGGACAGCAAGAGCGGUCGGUCAAGAUUGUGAUGCAGUCUGUCAAGGUCUAUGUGGAAGACCCGUUUCAGCAAGACUAG